AAUUUCCUAAGCGACGUGUUAUGUGUAAUGUGUAUCAUUGCUUCUAAAUUUUAAUCUUGUUUGUUAAUAGUUAGUUGUUGCUUAAAUAAAACAAUUAAUAGAUCUGUUCUGCAGUUCUAAACUAUUUUUGUCGUGUUAGUUAUUAAUUAUUUAGUAUAUAAUUGUAUUCAUGGUAUAUAUUGCCUUGUACCCUGCUCUAUCAUAUAUUUUAAUAUUGUCUCAAAUUAGUUUUUAUAUAUUUUUAUUUUUGGUAUAGAAUAAAAAGUGUAAUACAUGUGAUUAAUGACAAAGUACAUCUAAAAUAAGUGGAUAAGAUAACUGUAUACAAACCUUUAUUACUAAGUUAUUAAUUUUGUUAGUAGCUGUGUUUAUUUUAAAAUGGGGGCUAAUAAUUCGAAAACUAAUACUACAAGAAGAAGUAGACAAUUUUUUACAGAAUUAUAUCAAGAUUUGCAGAAUCAACGUGAAGGAUAUGAAGAAAAUUAUAUGAAUUUUAUACAAUCUCAGAUUGAGAUUCAUGAAUCUAUCCAAAGAAAUCUAAACAGACCGUCGCCAAAUCCCAGCUCUCCAGUCUCAACCGUCCCUUCAACUUCAUCUCACAUUUCGACUCCAUCUACCAAUACGAAUUCUGGAAAUAUAACGUACUAUGAUACUAGACCGUAUUUCAGUUCGUCAACCUCUUCGGCUUCUCCACUCCCUUCUGUACCUUUAUCUCCAUCAAACGUCGUAACUCCAUCUAACAAUACAAAUACUGGAAAUAUAUCGAAUACGGGAGCUAUUCCGAAAACUAGGAAAGUUCCUGACACACGGACGAAUAGUUCACUCGUGGGCGUGAAAUGUGUAACAUGUAAUACUGACUUUACAUCGCAUAUAUUCCAAUGUCGAAACGGACAUAGUUCCUGCAACUUCUGCAGAUUUCUCAAAAAAAACUGCGGACUAUGUUCUAUGGCAAUAACGGAUGUAAGGAACAUAACACUGGAAGCAACUAUUGCGGAUAUAAAGACCAAACACACUACUACUACUACUAAUGAACGUAUUAAGUGUCGCAAUGCAAGGCUUGGUUGUUGCCUUUCUUUCACUAUAUACGAAAUGGACGACCACUUACAAGAAUGUCCUUAUACGGACAUGGAAUGUCCACUUAAAUCCAUAUAUCAAACCUGCAGUUGGAAAGGUAAAAUUAACGAUAUAUGUACUCAUUUUAACAACGAACACCCAGACAACUGUGUGGGCGAAGUGGAUAAAGAAAUGACUCUCAGAAAUAUAGAUAAAGAUCAAACGUUGGUUUACUAUGUUAACAUUGGUCAAUUCAAUUUCAUAAUUUAUAUUGAAUUAAAUAAAAACAAGAGGACACUAUCUAUGACGGCUCAACUUCUGGGCACAAAAGUCAGUGCCUCAAAAUGGACGUAUGAGUUCAAUGUAUACGAUAAACAUAAACCACAAAGAAAAUUUCAGUACAUUGAUGUUUGUUACUCAAAUACUGCAUUGAUUAAGGAAAUAUUUAAUAAUCAGCAAUGUGCGACAUUGAAUGCCGAAUAUGCCAAAACAUUUAUUAAUAGAGGUUGCUUGACUUAUAAGUUUUUCCUAAAAAGAAAUGCUAAAUACAUUUCUAAAAACUCAAAAAAUUGAUUUAGAGAAAAAUAUAUAGGGAUUUUUUACCUAUUUUUUUUUUCCAAUUGAAGUUGUUUAAGACAUGUAUCUCAAUAAGGCAUAUAUUAUAAUACGGAUUUAAUAGCCAUUAAGAAAUACUAUCAUUAAAACAAAUAUUUUAUUUUAUGCUGAAUUGCGAUAUAUUCGUACUGCAUACGACAAAUCAGCUGAUUUUUCAGGUCUAUCGAUAGUAGAUUAUCGAUAGGCAACACUAAUGCACAUUCUAGUAAAAAAAAUAAACACAAUAGACGAUUUAGUAAUAUUUUGUACGAUAAUGGUGGGUUUUAUAUUGUUAUAAUAAUUUUAAGGAUAAUCAAAAAGACAUCAUGCAUCAUAAUUUAAUCCAACGAUAAUUUGUAAUAAUAUAAGCUUUUCGUCUAAUUCUACAGGUGUAAUUCUUCUACAUUUUUAUAUGAUAUCUGUUUUUAAUGACAGUAUCGAAUUAUAGACAAAAUCAAAUCAUAAUAUGGUCGAGGUCGCGAAUUUUUACUCAUUUUUGAAUGUCACGUGCGUUUUUCAUAGAUUACAUUAGAUUAAUUGUUUGUUAUAUUAUUAUCCAGUUUUUCCAACCAAUACAAUAUUUUGCGUAAAACGAGCCAAAAUUCGCGGCCUCUCACAUGUACUUGAAUAAUGAACACAUGAUCGUUUUAUAUUUAAAAUAUAUCUUAAAACAAGGACACUUGCUCAACUAUAAACAAGUUGAUGGACGGCAUUAUCAAUGAGAUUUUACAAUAUAAGAUCGACGAGUGUUUAUAUCUAACAUUAUGCCGCCUUUUUAAACAUAAUUGUAAAACUUAUUUAAUAGAUUGUAAAAUAAUAUAUUUCAUCCUUUUGUUUACUCAUUCAGCUGGUUAGUAUACCAUACUGGCAGUGUCAUUUCUACGAAAUUAAUGCAUUGCAUACAUUACAAUACAUACUUUACAGUAAAUAUUAAUUAUGCUAUAGAAC
This is a messenger RNA of Vanessa atalanta (red admiral), 2595 nucleotides long. RefSeq names its product E3 ubiquitin-protein ligase siah-1-like. Gene Ontology annotation, biological process: multicellular organism development; proteasome-mediated ubiquitin-dependent protein catabolic process. The coding region runs from base 379 to 1626 and encodes 415 amino acids. NCBI's taxonomy places the organism in Eukaryota, Metazoa, Arthropoda, Insecta, Lepidoptera, Nymphalidae. The record is from RefSeq and is a predicted model, not a curated record. The transcript has 7 exons. Gene Ontology annotation, molecular function: ubiquitin protein ligase activity; zinc ion binding; ubiquitin conjugating enzyme binding. Gene Ontology annotation, cellular component: cytoplasm.